Molecule: messenger RNA, 1226 nt
Organism: Meriones unguiculatus (Mongolian gerbil)
Lineage: Eukaryota; Metazoa; Chordata; Mammalia; Rodentia; Muridae
Gene: Emc2
Product: ER membrane protein complex subunit 2
Exons: 11
Coding region: 60-953 (297 amino acids)
Biological process (GO): protein folding in endoplasmic reticulum
Cellular component (GO): EMC complex
Molecular function (GO): protein binding
Source: RefSeq, a predicted model, not a curated record
GCGGGUGACGCGCGGCGUCUCCCCGCCCUCUCUCCCCGGCGCCUCAGGGUUCUAGGAAGAUGGCGAAGGUCACAGAGCGUUACGAUGUGACUUGGGAAGAAAUGCGAGAUAAAAUGAGAAAAUGGAGAGAAGAAAACUCAAGAAAUAGUGAACAAAUUAUGGAAGUUGGAGAAGAAUUAAUUAAUGAUUAUGCUUCUAAGCUUGGAGAUGACAUUUGGAUCAUAUAUGAGCAGGUGAUGAUUGCAGCCCUAGACUAUGGUCGAGAUGACUUGGCAUUGUUUUGUCUUCAGGAGUUAAGAAGACAAUUCCCUGGUAGUCACAGAGUUAAGCGGUUAACAGGAAUGCGAUUUGAAGCAAUGGAAAGAUAUGAUGAUGCUAUACAACUGUACGAUCGAAUUUUGCAAGAAGAUCCAACUAACACUGCUGCCAGAAAGCGUAAGAUUGCCAUUCGAAAAGCCCAGGGGAAAAAUGUGGAGGCCAUUCGAGAGCUGAAUGAGUAUCUGGAACAGUUUGUUGGAGAUCAAGAAGCUUGGCAUGAACUUGCAGAACUUUAUAUCAAUGAACAUGACUAUGGUAAAGCAGCCUUUUGCUUAGAGGAGCUAAUGAUGACAAAUCCACAUAACCACUUAUACUGUCAGCAGUAUGCGGAAGUCAAAUACACCCAAGGUGGACUUGAAAACCUUGAGCUUUCAAGAAAGUAUUUUGCACAGGCACUAAAACUCAACAACAGAAAUAUGAGAGCUCUGUUUGGACUUUACAUGUCUGCAAGUCAUAUUGCUUCUAAUCCAAAAGCAAGUGCAAAAAUGAAAAAAGACAACAUCAAAUAUGCUAGCUGGGCUGCUAAUCAAAUAAACAGGGCUUAUCAGUUUGCAGGCCGAAGUAAGAAGGAGACCAAAUACUCUCUUAAGGCAGUUGAAGACAUGUUGGAAACGUUGCAGAUCACUCAGUCUUAAGGUCUCGGAAACUCUUUGGCAUUAGACUUCAAACUAUAUAGUUGAACUUGGCCUGUGAUAUUUUUACUACAUGUCAGUGCUAUUUGUAUUCUCAUUUUUUUGAAGGGGUCAGUUAUAAAGAAUGUGUUAAAAUAAACCUCAACUUGCCUUGUAUGCUGAUAAUCAGGAAGAUGGAGAUAGUCUGUGGAAGAGAGAUUGAAGACCUAUUGAUUGUACAUCAGUCCUCAUAUUACCCCUGCACCUUAUUAAAUAAACCAUGAUUUAGUAAACCCA